AUCGAGCAGUUCCAGACGGAAAAUGGAGUCCUCCUGCCUUCCCUGCAGUCGGCCCUGCCCUUCCUGGACCUGCACGGCACCCCCAGGCUCGAGUUUCACCAGUCCGUGUUCGACGAGCUCAGGGAGAAACUGCUGGAGAGAGUCUCGGCCAUUGCUUUGGAAGGGAAAGUCGAGGAAAGAUACAAGAAGCUGGAAGAUCUCCUAGAGAAGAGCUUUUCCCUGGUCAAGAUGCCUUCUAUACAGCCUGUUGUAAUGUGUGUCAUGAAGCAUUUGCCCAAGGUCCCUGAAAAGAAGCUGAAGUUAGUAAUGGCAGAUAAGGAUUUGUAUAAAGCAUGUGCUGUGGAGGUAAAGCGCCAGAUCUGGCAGGAUAACCAAGCCCUGUUUGGUGAUGAAGUAUCUCCACUGCUGAAGCAAUACAUCCUGGAGAAAGAGAAUAUUCUCUUCAGCAACGAUAUUUCUGUCUUGCACAACUUCUUCAGCCCAUCUCCCAAAACAAGACGUCAGGGAGAGGUGGUUCAGAAGCUGACCCAGAUGAUUGGGAAGAACGUGAAGCUCUAUGAUAUGGUGUUACAGUUUCUGAGAACUUUGUUCCUUCGGACAAGGAAUGUUCAUUACUGCACGCUACGGGCAGAGCUCUUGAUGUCGCUGCAUGACCUGGACAUCAGUGAAAUCUGCACCGUUGACCCAUGUCAUAAGUUCACCUGGUGCCUUGAUGCCUGCAUUCGGGAGAAGUUUGUGGACAACAAGAGAGCUAGGGAAUUGCAAGGGUUUCUUGACGGAGUGAAGAAAGGACAGGAACAAGUGCUGGGAGACUUAUCCAUGAUUUUAUGUGAUCCCUUUGCCAUUAACACCUUAGCCUUGAGUACCAUAAGGCACCUACAAGACCUGGUUGGGCAGGACACCUUACCCAGGGAAAGCCCAGAUCUGCUGCUGCUCCUUAGGAUGCUGUCUCUAGGACAGGGGGCCUGGGACAUGAUUGACAGCCAAGUCUUCAAGGAACCAAAAAUGGAAGCUGAGUUGAUCACCAAGUUCUUACCUAUGCUGAUGUCUUUCGUGGUGGACGACCACACGUUCAAUGUAGAUCAGAAACUGCCCUCAGAAGAGAAGGGGCCAAUUCCCUACCCCAGCACGAUCCCUGAAGCUUUCACCAAAUUCUUGCAGGAGAACAGAAUAGCUUGUGAGAUUGGGCUAUAUUACAUCCUUCAUAUCACUAAACAGCGGAACAAGAAUGCUUUCCUUAGGCUUCUGCCAGCACUAGUUGAGACGUUCAGUGACUUGGCCUUCAGUGAUGUUUUUCUUCAUCUGCUCACUGGUAAUCUCACGCUGCUGGGUGAUGAAUUUGCACUUGAGGAGUUCUGCACCAGUCUCUUUGAUGGCUUCUUUCUCACUGCCUGCUCAAGGAAGGAGAAUGUACAUAGACAUGUCCUAAGACUGCUGCUUCAUCUCCAUCACAAAGUGGCUCCUGCCAAGUUAGAAUCUCUCCAGAAGGCUUUGGAACCCACCAAGCAGAGUGGAGAAGCCGUGAAGGAGCUUUAUAACCAACUCACGGAAAAACUGGAGCUUCGCAAGCCUAGUCCAGCUGAAGUGACUGAGACUCCCUCCAUGGAACUGCCCUUGCCUGCUGUGCCCACACCAGCCUCACGCUGAGCUCUGGCUGCAGUGCAAGAGAGAGAGGAGAAGAACUAACCUAGUGCCCUGCAGUAUGAAGGCAUUGUGCUGCCUUGUCAAGUGUCUCUGCCUACAGGGUGAAAACUAGAAAAAGCCACUGAAGCUCUUUCAGGAAACACUGCAGAUUGCCCUACCCACUGGCUCUGACUGGUUAGAAAACUCUGUAUGCAGCGCGUUGCAAAGGUUUACUUAAAGAUAGCUGAGUGUUUUUCUUGUAGAUCCACUUAAAUCUGACUGUACUUUUUUUUUUUUCCCCAAAAAGAAAAGGUGUAUUUUUAAGCUUGGUAUCUUGUAUUUUUAAACACAAUUUUAUGAACUGAUAAACGAGUGCUGACCUCCAUUUUGAAUGAGCAGAUAGUUCAGGUAAGCAUAGUUUUCCCCUGGCUGUUAGUUUGCUUCUCUGAGUCUUUAGAGAGGCUUAGCAGAACGGUAUGUCAGAGAAGGUUACCUCCACUGCUGUAAUUUCCUAUUUCAUGUUCUAGCGCUUUUGGUACGUGGUAAAAUGUGCUGCUUUAAAUUCAAAUGCACCAACAGCUGUCACUAGACCAAGAAGCACUGAGCAGCCAUCUUCUCAGCUAGGCUGAGAAGAAGGACCUUUUAUGAAGAAGGUCAGAAACUGAAUCAUUCUCUCACCUUCCUUUUUCUCCACUUUUCCCCAAAGAAGUAGCUUGAAAUUAAUCUUGGAGCCACUGAAGAAAAUAAAAGCUAACACGUUCCCUAAUGGCAAUAGGGCUUGAGUGUAGGCAGAAUGAAAUUCUGUCUUUGAAAAAACAGCCUGUUCUUCUUGUCUCAUCUGUAUUGCUCUCUGUAAUGUUACAGUUAGUUUUUUUUCUGCUGUCUCAGCGUAAGCCUCAGGCAGAGCGUGCAAGGAAGAUGGGCAGGAGAGGAGAGUAAGUAACGUGAGUUUACAGGGGACUUGCGUCGACUUCUGCAGAUGUGAUGAACCUGGAAAGAACAUCUGUCCAAUCCUCUAUAACCAGGAAGCUGUCUACAUUUCAAUCACAGAAUAAUUUAGGUUAGAAGACCUCUCUGAAAGUCUCUAGUCCAACCCUUGCCUCAGAGCAGGGCCAAACUACAUUAGGUCGCUCAAGGGCAGAACUCUGCAUUUGCCUUUGAGCUUUAUGAAGAUUUUGUCAGCCCAUUUCUCCAGCCUGUUGAGGUCUCUCUGAAUAGCAGCCCUGCCCUCCACUGUAUCAACCACUCCCAGGGUUUGGUAUCACCUGCAAACUUGCUGAGGAUGUGUUCUGUCUUCAGAUUGUUAAUAGAGGCAUUAAGUAAUAUUAGCCCCAAACUGACGCCUGAGGAAUGCCCCUAGUGACUAGCUGUCAGUUGGACUCUCCUAUUAAUCACAACCCUUUGAGCCAGGUGGUCCUGCCAGUUUUCUAUGCACUUAUCCAAACUGUAGUUCAACAAUUUGGCUAUAUGGAUUCUUCAGGCAGCUGCAUUUAAAGUCGGUGUAAACAAUAUCCACUGCUCUCCCCUCAUCCACCAAGCCAGGCAUCUCAUUGCAGGAGCUUAUCAGACAUGUCAGGCACAAAUGGCCCUUGGAACUUGCCUGUCCAUGCUGGCUGUGCCCAGUCACUUUCUUGUCCUUUGUGUUUUGGAUGUGGCUUCCAGGAUGUGCUUCGUAAUCUUCCCAGGAAAGGUUGUCCUGAUCUUAUAAAGCAUAUUUUUAUUUUCAUCGCUCCCUAUUUCUUGGGAUGUGAGUACUCCCAGUGCCCAGUCAUGUUGACGAGACUCUCCAGUCCUGAAGCUGUGUCAAAAAGAAACAGAAGCUAGUUAAGUAGAGGUGGAAAUCCUUUCCAGAUGCUGCUAACUUCCUUUUUGCAUGGUUUUCUUCUUUCUGAGAGCUCAAGUGCUUCAUAAGGAAAGUGAGUAUCAUCUGUCUUCAUCACCUCAGUGCCUUAUUUCUCCAUUUAUGCAGUGACUGGUGCAUUCUGUCCUUUGGGAGAAAUGAAGAAAGGCUGAGUUUCUGCCUGAGUCUAGGUCUCAGUCCCCUGUUCAGCAGUGCUGUGGUGUGCCUCAUCCCCAUUCUAGCUCCUGGGGUCAGUAUUGCCUUUGGCGGGCUCUGUGCAGCUCUGUCAUUGAACUCCUUGGAAACAGGAACUGGGUUUAACUGUCAUGUCUUUCUCUUGCAGAGUUUUGUUUUGUUUUUCUAACUGUUAAAACUGCCAUGGUAAUUUACGCAAACUAACAUCACACACUACUGGUGAACCUUUUGCAAUGGAGCUAUUCAAGCCCAUGUUUUGCUCAGACUCUGAGGUUAUUUCAACCUUGUGUCAGGGAUCCUUUCUGUCACAAAAGGUUUUCCUUAUGCUGCAGGCUGACCUUCUUUUAAUCCAGGCUUAAUCCAUGCAUGAUUUACUAUCCGCCAGGUAGGAAGACCUCUGGGUUUCAGCCUGUAUCUACAGUCCUGAGAGACAUGCUGGUGUUAAUUUUUCCAGGUUUUUAGAUUCACAACGAUGGCACAAAGAAAUUGAAUUCAAGAACACGAAGUGGCUGUUGCAUGGGCUGGUUGUGCUGGCGGUUGCUUCAGCUGAAGAGAGGAAAUCUGUAGGCAGUGGAAAAUGGGAGUGCUGCCACACUCGGUGCUCUCUUGGCCUAGCUUCUUGUAAAAUGGUGGAGUGAUAAGUUAGAGCAGACACAGAGUUUUCAGAAAACAAUGUGUUUUUUUAAGUCGGUCUAUUUCCAUUUAAAUUUAAAAUGAUCGGUUUCUGUCCUUUUUACACAGACUGAAAGGAGAAUGAUUUCACCCCAGUGGCAGAAAUUAUGUGGACUUCUGCUUUAUGGGUUAACCUCUGCAUAGCCUAAAGCAGGCUCCAGCUGUGGGCAGGAUGCUUGUUUUUCACCUGAUCUGGACUUCAGACAUCUCUGGGUACUUCUCUAGAGUUGCAGGGGGCUCACUCUUUUCUUCUGCUCUGAAUGCUCUUUUAUCAGAUUGUACUGUCCUGUGACAAAACCAGCAGGUGAAGUUCAUUUGGACCGUAGCAGGGAAUUCUUUUUUUUCUUUUUCCCCCUUUCACAGUGCCCGCCUGUGUAGCCCUUUGUGUUAAUGGUGUCAGCUGAGAUGCAGAGGAGAGCGUGCAGCAACUGUGCGCCGCUGUCGACGCACACUAGAGGGUAGCGCACACCUAACCGUUGCCUUGCCUUACUUGCCCUUAAAAUCCACUGCUGCUUAAAGUCCUUCCCAGUUUGGUGUGAAUUAGCUGGAAUUGCUCCCUAUUUAUGCUUGGAUGUGAUACCUGUGAUAUGGAAAAAUAGCCUAUUCUCGCCAAACCUGCAGUGCCUGACUGGACAAUGAAUUUUUACAAUGAAUUCUAACUAUAGUGAACAAUUUUGUCCUCUGAGUACUUUUUCCUGAAAGAUCACAGUAACUGAUAGUACAGAGAGGUUCUUCAAGC
This is a messenger RNA of Struthio camelus australis, 5069 nucleotides long. It is a transcript of the gene NELFB, whose product is annotated as negative elongation factor complex member B. Gene Ontology annotation, biological process: negative regulation of transcription elongation by RNA polymerase II. Lineage: Eukaryota; Metazoa; Chordata; Aves; Struthioniformes; Struthionidae. The record is from RefSeq and is a predicted model, not a curated record. Gene Ontology annotation, cellular component: nucleus; NELF complex.